AUGUCGGAAGCUCUCAGCAAUCUGAAGAACAGUCGCCGCCGGGGUUACCGCCGCCUCGGACAGCAGCUGUCGUUCAACUCCCUUAAUGAGGACGACGAGAGGGGGUGGAAGGGAGACCAGGGGAACUGGCCCAAGAAGGACGUCGCCUCGAAAGGGGGAAGUAAGACCGCCCACCCCUUGCUGAACGUCCUCCACGCUCCACGGAUGGACAAGGCCAUGGCAAAGCCAGAGUUCCUGAGGUACCUGGCCUACUUGAAGGAGGCCGGAAGAUGGAACGCCGACGCCAACCGCCCCGUGAUCACAUUCGAUUGA
This is a messenger RNA of Spirodela intermedia, 312 nucleotides long. Lineage: Eukaryota; Viridiplantae; Streptophyta; Magnoliopsida; Alismatales; Araceae. The record is from the annotation of a GenBank genome assembly.